Molecule: messenger RNA, 513 nt
Organism: Ophidiomyces ophidiicola
Lineage: Eukaryota; Fungi; Ascomycota; Eurotiomycetes; Onygenales; Onygenaceae
Gene: RPL25
Product: 60S ribosomal protein L25
Exons: 4
Coding region: 1-513 (170 amino acids)
Biological process (GO): ribosomal large subunit assembly; translation
Cellular component (GO): ribosome; cytosolic large ribosomal subunit
Molecular function (GO): structural constituent of ribosome
Source: RefSeq, a predicted model, not a curated record
AUGGCACCAAAGGACAGCAAGACAGGUGGGCAAUCCCCGUUUUCUAUCGGCUGUAGUUUCAGCAACGCUUUUGCCGCAGACGGCAAGAAGCCCGCUAAGGCCGGUGCUGCUGCUAAGGCGGUGCUUAAGGGGGUUCACUCUCACAAAGUCAAGAAGAUCCGCACAUCGACUACCUUCCACCGACCCAAGACCCUCCAGCUGUCGAGAUCUCCCAAAUACCCCCGCAAGUCGAUCCCCCAUGCGACUCGCCUCGACCACCACAAAGUCAUUGUUCACCCAUUGAACACUGAGAGUGCGAUGAAGAAGAUCGAGGAGAACAACACCUUGGUCUUCAUCGUGGAUGUCAAGGCCAACAAGAGACAGAUCAAGCAGGCUAUCAAGAAGCUGUACGACGUGGACACUGUCAAGAUCAACACAUUGAUCAGACCCGAUGGAUCGAAGAAGGCCUUUGCGCGGUUAACGCCAGACGUCGAUGCUCUGGACAUUGCAGCAACAAAACUGGCGAUUGUUUAA